Molecule: messenger RNA, 3648 nt
Organism: Colletotrichum higginsianum IMI 349063
Lineage: Eukaryota; Fungi; Ascomycota; Sordariomycetes; Glomerellales; Glomerellaceae
Product: Gpi inositol-deacylase
Exons: 2
Coding region: 1-3648 (1215 amino acids)
Biological process (GO): GPI anchor metabolic process; endoplasmic reticulum to Golgi vesicle-mediated transport
Cellular component (GO): endoplasmic reticulum
Molecular function (GO): phosphatidylinositol deacylase activity
Source: RefSeq, a predicted model, not a curated record
AUGAAGAGGCGCUCGUCGGGUUUGACCGACGACAGUGACGAACCUCCUCCCGACCCUCCUCCUGCUGCUGAUAUCCUUCACCAUCAAUACCGACAGCCUACCAGGAGUCAAAACUCUUCACCACCGCCCCGCGAUUCCAAGCAGCCCGCCUUUGCUGCCGCUACCGUGGCCGCAGCUGCCGCUGCAGUUGUUGCUGCCCCGAGGUCAUCUUCCGCAAGGAGUAGCAGUAGGCUCUCUAGCCACUCCAAUUGGAAGCUUGAACAUGGCCCAAAUGCAAAUGGAUCACAAGAUAACCAUUCCUUGACUACGUCUUCCUUGCCGCUGCCCCUCUCGUCCCCAUCGCAGGACGCGCCAUCGGCAGCCUACCGAAAUAACCAGCGUCAACUCCCAAACCACAGUCACUCCCAAGUUAUCAGCGACGAACGCGACAUCGUCAACCUGCGAGACGACCAGGACGACGACGACGACCAGGACGACGACGACGACAUCCCUCGAACUGACCAGAUUGCAAUGAGUAACGAGAAGAUGCCCGACGUGCGCUUCGCAGGUCGCCGCUCCCGAUCUCGCGGUCCUUGGUCCAUCACUAUUUUCGCUUUGGCUGUCACCGUUCUUGGCAUCACACUACUUUGCGCCAUAUUGAAUUCCUCUUGGACUCGCCAGCUCGACGCAAAGGGAUGUCGUAUGUCGUACAUGCGGCCCUCUUAUAUUCGAUUGCGGGACUUUGACACGGAGCACACUCGCUUUGCGACAAAGUACUCUCUAUAUCUGUACCGUGAGCAGGGCGUCGACGACGAAAGAAAGUUGAGAGGUGUUCCUGUGCUUUUCAUACCAGGAAACGCCGGAAGCUACAAGCAGGUUCGGCCGAUAGCCGCCGAGGCUGCGAAUUACUUCCACGAGUCUCUCCAACACGAUGAGGCCGCUACUGCCGCAGGCGCUCGCAGUCUCGAUUUUUUUACUGUCGACUUCAACGAGGACAUCACAGCCUUUCACGGACAGACCAUGUUGGAUCAGGCAGAGUACUUGAACGAGGCCAUCAGAUAUAUUCUAUCUCUGUAUAUGGAUCCACGCAUGUCUACGCGUGACCAAGACUUGCCGGAUCCUACGUCUGUCCUUGUUCUGGGCCACUCCAUGGGUGGUAUCGUUGCUCGCACCAUGCUCAUUAUGCCAAACUACCAGUCGAACUCGAUCAACACCAUCAUCACCAUGUCCGCUCCCCACUCGCGUCCUCCCGUGAGUUUUGACGGGCAGAUUGUUAAGAUCUAUGACGAUAUCAACGACUAUUGGCGACAUGCAUACUCCCAAAAGUGGGCCAACAACAAUCCAUUGUGGCACGUUACUCUCGUCUCGAUUGCUGGCGGUGGCUUAGACACCGUUGUUCCCUCCGACUAUGCUAGUGUCGAGUCGAUAAUCCCCGAGACGCAUGGUUUCACCGUCUUCACCACCGGCAUACCUGGUGUAUGGACUAGUAUGGACCACCAGGCCAUUCUGUGGUGCGACCAAUUUCGCAAAGUCGUUGCUCGUGCCAUGUACGACGUCGUUGAUGUCCACAGAUCUUCGCAAACCAAGCCGAGGGCGGAGAGGAUGAGGGUCUUCAAGAAAUGGUUCCUUACCGGCAUGGAGUCCAUCGCGGAGAAGACCCUGCCUUCGGAGGGGCCAAGUACCCUGCUCACUCUCGAGGACAGCUCGAAUGCGAUUAAAGCACAAGGCGAACGCUUAAUCUUGCGACAACUUGGGCGCGAACCGAAGCCGCAAGCCCAUUUGCUUCCGGUGCCUCCCCAGGGAUCUCCAGAAGGCAAGCGUUUUACUCUUCUAACCGACACCCCAUUGGAUAGACCAGGAGAACAUGGGAGACUGGAGAUUUUGUUUUGCAGCGUUUUCCCACUACAACCGGGCCAAGCGACCACCUUGUUCACCAUGAACAUGGACCUCUCAGAAGGCAGCACUCGGUCGACCAGAUUGGCAUGCAAGAACGCUGCGUCCGACGCUAUCAUAUUGCCCCCUUCGACACGAUUUCGUCAUGAACCGUUCUCCCUGGACAACGAGCCGGCGGCGAGGCCCUUCUCGUAUCUUCAGUUCGAUAUCGAAGACAUAGCGGAUCAUCAGUUUGUGGUCAUUGUUGACAAGGCUGUGAGGCCGACCGAAAGCUUCGUGAUAGCCGAAUUCAGUGACUAUUCUCAGUCUCACAGACGGCGGAAUAUCAGCCUGCGCCGACUACUCGCAUUUGGGAUGACGCUGCGACUCCCAUCGAACCGUCCCAUGGUUGCGGAAAUCAAUAUACCUACGCUGCAAUCCAGCCUCUUGGCUUUCAAGUUGGAGAUUGGGAACCAAGCGUGCGGCAACACACCGGAGCUCUUCUCUCCCCUGAUUCGACAGCACCUGGCUCAGCCCUACGAGUCCAAGUUUUUCGUCAACGCGAGACAUGCCAGUAUCAGCAUGCACGGCGUCGCCCCGUUUGUUCCGCCUCCCCUGAGGCUCAAGGGACACGAUGAACAGGGCCUCAGUCUUCAGUUUUGGACUGAUCCGACAUGCGAAUCUACCAUCCAAGUCAAACUAACGGUUGACGCAUUAGGCAGCUUGGGCAAGCUGUACAUGCGCUACCGAACUGUAUUCGCAGCAUUCCCACUGCUUGUGGUGACCCUCGUGCUUCGCAAGCAGUUCCGGGUUUAUGAUACCACCGGCACGUUCAUCUCCUUUUCCGAGAGUCUCGAUCUCUGCCUGCGGCAAUCCGUACCUCUUAUGCUCCUCUCUCUGACGUUCCUUUCCUUGUCAAUGACAGGAUCCUGGUCGUCAGGGCCGGCUGUAUUUUGGCACUGGCGCAACGCAACGUCUACAGGAGCCGAUUUUCACAGCAAUGACCUUCUCACGGGCACACAGGAUCCUUUUUUCUGGUUCUUGAUCCCUCUCAUUGGAGUCGUUUGCAUCGGUGUAUGCGCAGUCCUUCACUAUGUCACCCUGGCUUUGACUCAGCUCCUUGGCAUCGUCUACGCGUGGGUGGCCCUCCAACCCUUCGGCCAGGCGCGAGAUGAGCGCCGACGAGCGCAGUUGCCAAUUUUUGUCUCCUCGUCUCCUCGACGACGCAUGGUCACCACGGCGGUUCUUCUGUUCCUGGUGUCCACCUUCAUCCCCUACCAAUUUGCGUACUUGGUAGCGUGCCUUGUCCAGCUCUUCACCGUCGUUCGCGCGCUGCGGAUUGCCUCAGAGCUCAAGUCUGGGACGAAUUACGAUUUCUACCAUUACGCCCACUCAAUUUUGCUGCUCAUGCUCUGGGUCCUCCCUAUCAACCUGCCAAUACUGGCUGUGUGGAUUCGCAACCUCGCCGUUCAUUGGCUUACACCCUUCUCCUCGCACCACAAUGUCCUCUCUAUCAUGCCCUUCAUUCUUCUCGUGGAGAACUUGACGACGGGAAAGAUGGUGCCUAGAGUCACCGGGAGGAUGAGACAUCUCACCAGCGUGCUUCUUUUUGGUACGGCUAUUUACGCUGCCAUCUACGGCGUUUCCUACGCCUACAUGCUACACUAUCUUGUCAACCUGAUAGCGGCAUGGUUGGUUGUGAUCCAUUCGACCGCUGAUAACUGGCCUCUCGCUGGGUUCAGUUCAAUAUUCGAAAGCAGUCAUCUCGAAGCCCGUAAGCGUGGCAAGACACCUUGA